This is a messenger RNA of Microdochium trichocladiopsis, 4482 nucleotides long. RefSeq lists its product as uncharacterized. Lineage: Eukaryota; Fungi; Ascomycota; Sordariomycetes; Xylariales; Microdochiaceae. Bases 1 to 4482 code for a protein of 1493 amino acids. The record is from RefSeq and is a predicted model, not a curated record. The transcript is spliced from 12 exons.
AUGUCGAAUGCCCAUCAUCUCCCCGACGAGAUCCUCGUCGACAUCGUGGAGAACCUUGCCAUUGCCGCCGCCUGCAACGAGGGCCAGCACGCAGAGAACAAGCUCCGGCUGGCGACCCUGGCGCAUGCUUGCCAGGCGUCCCGCCGCCUGCGCCGCGUCGCCGAGCCCGUCCUCUACCGGCACCUGUCCGGCGCAACGCCCGCGCAGCUCGCCGCUCUUUGCGGCCGGCCCGCGCUAGGCGACCAUGUACGCCAGGUCGACUUUGGCGAAGAGGCAGGGCUAAGGUUUGACGCCGAUCGCGAGGCGGCCGUGCGGCUGUACGAGCCCACGGUCAGGGCCAUUGCUGCCGACAAGUACCAGUCCGGCUGGCUCGACGAGUUGCUGCAGGGCCUGCUCGACUUCCCUCCUGAUUCGCCUUACGACGACAUCUACAUGAACGCGCAAGGCCCGGGGGUGCUGCUCACCCUGCUCUUGGUCCUGACGCCCAACCUAGAGGCUCUGACGGUGCCUCAAGACCCAUAUGACUCAUGCGAGACGCUGAUCCGGCUCAUCAGCUACUGCGGCCAACACCAUUGCGCGAAAUAUGACGAGCCAGCAUCAGCGUCGACAGAGGCUCAUGGACGCAGCAGGCAACCUUUCCCGCUCUCCAGACUUGCCGCCAUCAGCACGACGGGCAUGGCGUCGCAAGAUGAAUUUCCAGACGCCAGCAAGGCCAGGCACAUCAAGCCGCUCCUCUUCUUCCCAGGCCUGCAGAGCUUCUCGGCGAGCUCUGUCAACUGGGCCUCCAUCAUGCCCGACGAGAAAGGCCACACAUGGCCAAACCACGGAGAGGCCAAUAUCAUCUCCAGCAACGCCACCGACAGCGAAAGCCACGCACUGCGCGUCGGCAUCGAGCCUGCCUGCGGCUCCCACCCGGACCUCACGCACCUGUCCUUCCUCAACGCGUCCGACAUGUAUCCCAACGAGCUGCGCGAGAUCCUGCUCGUCUUCCCGGCCCUGCAGAGCCUCGUCCUGCACUUUCACGUUCACAAGACCCGCGGGGACUUCGACUUUGCCGGGCUCGGCGAUGUCCUGCGUCAACUUGCGCCAGCGGCCGGCAGCACGACGCCAGUGCCACCGCCGCGGCUGCGCCGCCUCGAGCUAGAGCCCGCCGUGGGCACGGACGAGGUGUCCGAGGAUAAUGACGAGGGCAUCAUCGACACCCUGCGCCACGGCGUGGUGACUUGUGCGCUCGAGCAGCUGCGAGUUCCGCUCGCCGCGCUGGUGGGUUCUUUCCUCGGAGAGGAGCCCGAGUCGGAGGUGGACUUGUGCACGUAUUUGCCCGUCAGUUUGCGCUGGUUGUGGACUGCGGUGACCGUCAUCGGGGACGUUGACGUCCAUGUCGACGCGCUGGAGCGGAUGCUUGACCAGGCGGGGAAGGACCUGCCGCUGCUGGAGUGGGUGCUGGUCCGGCUCCCCUUGGGAUAUGAUAAGCUGGGCUACAAGGACCUGCCGUUUGAGAGUCGCGACUUUGCUGCGACGAAGAUCGGGGAGCACCAUGUGCUAUAUACAAAGAGGGCCGCAGGUGCGGCGGCGCUGCGCACUGCUCCGGGCUGGGAGGAUGACAGUAAUGUACACGAAGACGGCCAGCAGCCAGCCAGAAUUCUGUUCAAAGAACGUCGUGUACCUACGCGAGCUCUCCAUGUAGCCCUCGACAAACUUCCGAGCGGAAAACCCUGCAAAUCCGAGACGGUAGAGCUUGUUGAGACGCGAGAGGCGGAGCUCGCCGUAGGCGUAUCGCCCCUGCUAGGCGGUCGUGGUGCCACGCCACAUUUGCUCGUGGUCGUGGCCCGCGACGACUUGCCGGGCGAGGCGCCCUCUAUCGCUGACGAAUCCGCUGCAUCUUCUCGAUUCGUCGGUUUGCGACCGCAGAGGCUGGUGCGCGGCAGACUGGAGGGCAUUGAUUGCAAGGUCCACUCACUUGCCGUCGAGCAUCAUGGGGACUCUCAGACGGCUACCAUCCGCUUGACAGGCGGAGCAACGACUGUUCCAGCAUCUCUGCAGCCCUGCCCCGAGCACCAAGCCAAGGAUAGAGGCCUGACUCUAGAUGACCAGUUUCUUGGCUUCACGACCCUCUUUGCCCCACCCCCCGCGGAUCACCAGAUCGACAUUGUAGCCAUUUCGGGACUUGGAGGCCACGCCUUUGGCUCCUUCAAGGAGCGCGGCGGCAGCCACAUGUGGCUUCGUGAUGCGCUGCCGCACCACCUCACCGGUGAGGAGAACGGGCGUCCGAUGGCCCGGGUCGUCAUCUAUGGGUACUUGCCGCCCGUCGUGGGCAGCAAGAGCAUGCAAAACGUAGAAGACAUUGCCGGGCAGUUUCGCGAGCAGCUGUUAGCCUUCGCGGCACAUAGUGACCGGCCCCGACCCAAGCCUUGGCGCCUGGUGCUCAAGGACGCCAUCAUAUCCCUCGCAGCAUCGAGAGACGCCGAGUCUACAAGACUGUGCAGGGCUAUUAACGGCAUCGUUUUCUUUGGCGUUCCCCAUCUCGGCAUGGAAAGCAGCUCGAUACGGACCAUGGCUGGUGGAGGCCCAAACCUCGCGCUGAUCCUGGCAAUCGGACAAGUAAAUUCGCAUUUCUUGCGCCGCCAGGCGCACGAGUUCCCAAAAGCCAUCAAAGCGCUGGGCUCGUCGCGGCCUGAGGUCUUUUGCUUCUACGAGACCGCAAAGUUACCUACAGCAAUACAGAAUAAAGAUGGGCGCUGGGAGAUGUCUGGACCGCCCACUAUCCUCGUGCCGGUCGCUUCUGCCACACACUGCCUGCCCGAGACGGCAGAUCACCGCACCCACAGCUGCGCCAUUGAUCGCACCCACUCGGAACUGGUCAAGUUUGCAGCGCAGGAUCAUGUAUACGACGUCGUGCGGUACAGGCUUCAGCGCAUCACGUGGGCUUCGGUGCGCUCCGAAGAACGCCGCAGCUUCCACCCAAAGGUCACGACGUUGAUCCGCUUGCAAAAAAACAAGCAUUUCACCGGCCGCGAGUCGGUGCUGAAGACCCUCCGCGAAGUCUGGUUCCCCAUCGAAGCUGGUCGUGAGGCACCGCCCAAAACUGUGGCUCUCGUCGGGCUAGGCGGCAUCGGCAAGACGCAGGUCGCUCUCGAGUUUUCGUACUGGGGAUGCGCUGAGAUUGUGCAGCAGCUCGGGCUGGCGCCCAAUUCCUCGGACGAGGACUCUGUCGACGCGAAGCGCCAGUCGAACCACCAGUCGAGUGAUGCGAAGCAGCAGUUCAGGGAGUACUUGUCAAGUAGUAGUGCCGGUGCUGCCAGGUGGCUGCUGGUGCUAGACAACGCGGACGACGUAGAGCUCCUCAGGGACCUGCGCAAACACAUGCCGCGCAGCGAGAGUGGGAUCACAUUGAUGACAGCGCGCACAGAGAAGGCAGCCGAGACGGUCGAUCCACAGACGGCUGUGAUUGGUCUUGACGAGAUGACUCCCAAGCCGGGGAAAGAGGCGGAGCAGCUUAUGAGCGUCGAGCUCGAUUUCACAGACCACUGGCUACACGAAAAGCCACACCAAACUGUCAUGACGACCUGGCUAGUCCCUUUGGAUCAAGUCAUACGAGAAGACGCAAACGGCGGUGGCAGGCCUACCAUCGAGCUUCUGAUGUUUCUAUCGCGAAUCGAACCGAAGGCGAUCCCGUUGUCGAUACUGCCCACCAUCCGAGGCUCCGCCGUCGCGCUGGCUGACACGGUGGGCACGCUGCUCCGCUAUGCGUUUCUAAAGAAGCGCGACGGCGACGUCUACGAUAUGCACAGCCUGGUGCACCUAGCAAUCCGGAGCUGGGUGUCGCACGAGGGUCUCUCGGAGGGGGCCACGACGCUGACACUGAAGCGUCUGAGCGACAAGACGUCCUUUGCUGAGAAUGUCGACUUGGCGGCGUUCGUCGAGCUGUCGGCUUACAUGCCGCAUGCCCUGCGUGCGAUGUCGGACAGCGAGGGAGAGCAGGCAGAAGAAGCCAGGUUCUGGGUCGCCGAGGAUCGCUGCAUUCUCCAAGAUUAUUCCAAAGCAGAGACGGGAAGCCUCCAUGCGGCUCCAGCCAAGGCGAUCUCGACGCUCUCCGGUGGCGCCGCCACCGCCGCCGCCCCGCGCAGCCUCUUCCGCCACCCUAAGCGCGACGACGAGGAGUACCCCAGCGAGGAGUACAUUGACAAGUGGGUCGGCAAGGCGUGGAGUCUCGUAUACGACCCGGACAUGCAGGAGAACUGGUCCGGCUCGUGCUACGACAACCCGGACGAAGGGCGCGAGGUCAUCAAUCGCAUGGGCCAGGUGCUGGCCAAGCACUCGACGGGGACCACGUACGUGCUGAUGAAGCCCGGGAAUGCGCCCAGGGCCUUCUGGCUCCGGGAAGAGUACCCCGUCCUCGCAGGCAAGGGCAUCACUAUUACUACGGUCAAUGAGGAUGACACUAGCAAGCGGAAGACCUAUGUAACUCACAAGAACCCGUAG